Meyerozyma guilliermondii ATCC 6260 is the source of this 2271-nucleotide messenger RNA. It is a transcript of the gene TRY5, whose product is annotated as Try5p. The coding region runs from base 1 to 2271 and encodes 756 amino acids. The record is from RefSeq and is a predicted model, not a curated record. Gene Ontology annotation, molecular function: RNA polymerase II cis-regulatory region sequence-specific DNA binding; DNA-binding transcription factor activity, RNA polymerase II-specific. Lineage: Eukaryota; Fungi; Ascomycota; Pichiomycetes; Serinales; Debaryomycetaceae. Gene Ontology annotation, cellular component: chromatin. Gene Ontology annotation, biological process: regulation of transcription by RNA polymerase II. The transcript has a single exon.
AUGUGGGGGAAGAUUGCGAACGUCCUGUGCGGGGACCGUCAAUUAAACUUCAAUCUCUGGUGCGAAUUAUUUCUUCAACUCGUAACAUUAUUCAAUAAUUGUUUUGUCGGCAGGUUUCCGACCAUUGGCAUGGCUACACAAAAGAAAUAUAUUUGCGCCUUCUGUGCCCGGGCAUUCACUAGAUCCGAACACAAGCAACGCCAUGAAAGGUCUCAUACCAAUGAAAAACCGUUCCAUUGUCAACACUGUACUUCUGCGUUUGUACGGCGGGAUUUGCUCCAGCGCCAUUGCCGGACAGUUCACAAUGUCCAGCUUCUCAACGUACAGCCUCGAGAAUACGUAAAUUUCACCGCCGCAGCGAAGGGUCCGGCCACCGAGUCCAGCUCUGACAACGAUAAUGGUCCGCCAGCUUUGUCUCCAAGACUCAAAGCCAAGGGUAGCGAUAGCAAUCCGCCGUCACGAAGACCGUCGGUGAGCCAACAAGAGUCGGACUUUGUCCAUUUACUUUCAAUUUCGCAAAAACUCGAACUGUUUCUUGCCAAUUAUGAUGCUGGAUACCCCAAGCUGUCGGUGACCAGUGACGCCUUUUUAACCGGAUUUGCCGCUGCGUCCCAUUCGUCGUUUCCCGUGUUGGAAAUCAUUGCUCGUGACAUCUGUAGUUACCUUGGAACCAUCAACAAUAAGCCCAACAAUCUGGCUACCCUCAACAAGUAUGCGUUUUUCAAGUUGGGUACCAUAUACGGCAUCUUGGCACUUGGUGCUGCCAAUGCAAACGACUUGGCACUGGCGGUGAACUAUGCCAAUCGGUCUUGGGACCUUUUGAUCUCACGGCUAAUUCCUCAUUAUAACAACAAUAAUGGUCACAAUGGUCAUGACAAGACGGAAAUCUUAUGCAUUCUCUUCUUGUUGUCGUACGUCUAUGUCACGUUUGACUUGGACUCGGUUUACUACUCGCAGACCCUCAAUUGCAAAGUGGUGUUUAAUUACCUUAAUGACCUCAGCCACAUCAUCAUGUCGAAUAUGGACGACGAUACUUCCGAAUCAACUUGGCACUUGGAAUGGUCUAUUUACGUGCUUCUCUCUCGGUUUUUCAUCAAUUCGCCUGCUCCGCCAAAAAUUUAUGAGCUUUUCAAGGAUAAAAUGGUUACCCCAGAAACCCUGUUGGUUUCUCUUAUGGAUAACCUUUCCAAAUCCAUCGUUCCAUUGGCCACAAACUUUAUCCAAGAAGUAGCCAUUCUCACCCUUAUGAACGAAUACAAUAGCUUUACCACCAGCAACUUCUUGCUUGUGUUCAGUCUGCGCAACUGCCUUCAUAAUUGUAUCAUUCUCCUCAACAAGUCGCUAGCACUCCACCCUACGGAAAAGGCUGAAACCAGCAGCGUGUUUGAGCUCUUCAAAAAACGCACCAUAAUCAAUAGCGUGCCCAAGUUUCACGACUUACUUUCAUCAUAUAUCUUUUGUCCUACCCAACCACACCAUUGGAACCUUUUGAACGUAUCGUUAAAGGAGUAUAAUGCUCCGUUCAAUUUCGGUUUGUUCCUUGAGACAAAUAUGGAAGCUUCUCCUCAAGAUUUCUCCGUCAACUUGUCGUCGUUUUUCAGCAUCACCAACGAAAGUAAUAACAAUUUGGGAAUCGUCAGUUUUCCAUUUUUGUUCAAUGUCAAUUUCAUCAAAUUCAAAUCGUUAAAGGUGAUAGACUUGACCAACUUGAAUAGUACCGAGAUCGACCACUUAAAGUACCUUGCAAUCGAGUGGUAUGUCACCAUGGUAAAGAUGUUGAUAACUUUAUGGUGCAAUUCCAAAUUGCUUGAAAAUUUCAUAAUACAGUGCACCCUUUAUCUCAUUGACGAAGUGGCUGAUCCCAAGGACGACAGAUCGUUCUGGGCAAUCUACCGCAAGUUCACGUCAUGCUAUGAAAAAUGGCUCGCCUAUUUCGACCCAUCAAACAAGUUGGUUAAUGUGCGCAUACGCUUACGGAAGUUCCUUGGAGAAUACAUCUAUUCCCGGUUGAGUUUGGUGGAAGUUGGAGGCUACGAUGCUAAUUACGUCUUGGAACCGAGCCCCAAACAGCAUUCUGCAUCCAUGUCGUCUGGAUCCUCUCUGGUAUCCUCCACUUCGGUUUCCAAGAUGAACUACUCACAACCCAUGCCAGGUAAAAAAGACUUGCAACUGGGAGCCAGCGGGUCUGGUUCGCUUCAUCUUCCCCCAAUAAUGAAAAUGUCAAGUGUCCAAACUGCCAACCCAAUGAUGUCCCAUAUUGAACAGAGGUAG